AUGAGAUUAUGCGACAAAGAGAAACGCGAAGGUAAACAUACAACUACUGAUCUUCAAAAGCUGAAGGAAAGAUGCGUUCAGGAAUCGAAUUGUCCUCAAGAAGCUCCACGCUUGUUUAUUCAAAAUGCUUUAGUAGACAAAUAUAAUGAACAAGUAUAUGAAUCAUUUACUGAUAAUAGAUAUACAAUUAAAGCUCAAGAGAGUGUUAUUGGGGCAGCUUCAGCUGAACUUAAGGAAAAAAUAAUGAGGCAAAUACCUUAUGUUCCGUUAAGAAAUUCUAAACAGUUAGCUCACAAACUAAAACUUGCUGUUGGGCAACGUACAGAAGUUGCAACAAAUGUGCGAACUGAUGAUGGUCUUACAAAUGGGGCGAGUAACAUUAUAAAGUUGAUACAGCUCACUGAUGAAAUAAACCUUCGGGUCUUAUCUGGGUCCAAUUUGAUUAUGAAGAUGUUGGUAGAAAAACUCGUCAAGAAAACAGAACGCUUUAUGUCAGAGGAGUUCAAAGCACAUGGACACCAAUUAAACCUGUCACAACCCAAUUUCCAGUUGGUAGAACGAAAUCUGCUCAAGUUGUUAGGAAACAGUUUCCAUUGCGACCAGCAUCAGCAAAAACUGUUCAUAGAUCACAAGGUGAUACUCAAACACAAGUUGUUGUAAACCUAAACAGCAACAGAUCUUUUCCUUACAUUCAUUAUGUUGCUUUAAGUCGUGUUACAACAAUAGAAGGAUUAUACAUCACUGACCUAUGUGAAGACAGAAAGAUAUCUGUUGAUCAAAGAGUUGUCAAGGAAAUGGAAAUCUUAAGAACCGAACAAAGUUUGAAUCUUUGUUUUAAACCACUUUAUAUGUUGGAUCAAUCUGAUUUGAAAGUUUGUUACCUCAAUGCAAGAUCUCUGCAUAAACACAUUGAAGAUGUUCGAAAAGAUAUUAAUUAUUCGUCUAUGGAUAUUGUGAUAUUUACUGAAACAAGGUUUAACUCCUCAGACACUGACGAUAUAUACAACAUUGAUGGCUACAGGUUGUUCAGAAAUGAUGUUUCCCAAGGUACGGGUCCAGGACGUCCAUACGGUGGAACAGCUGUUUAUAGCCGAGUCCCUUUAAAAGAAGGAUACCCUUAUGCUCACAACGUCAAUGGAAUCGAGUUUACAAUUAUUAAAACAGAAAGUAAUCCGCAUCUGAAUAUAAUUGGAGUAUAUCGUUCACCCAAUAUUGCUAUAUCACGUCUACUGUCUUCACUACGUAGUGUGCUUGAUGAAGAUUCUUCUGCACAAAACAUUAUAAUUGGAGAUUUCAAUGUCAACUGGAUGGUAGAAUCUGAUCGACAGUCACUGUACAAUUUGAUGGUUGUACAAAAUCAUUACAGGCAACUGAUAACAGGCUUUACAACCGACAACAGAACGUUAAUUGAUCAUUUAUACACAAAUUUAUUUGAAGAGGAAAUUGAAGCUGGUAUUCUAGAAACUUACUUUAGUGAUCAUAAAGCAAUAUGGGCUUCUCUUAGGACAUAGAAAUAAUAAUUAUAUACCAUUCAAUUAAGGUAUUGCAAAGAUAGCAAGCCAUUGUGCCACUGCAUACGAAUGUUAUUAAGACAAGCCAUUGCGCCACUCCCAGUGUUAUUAAGGCAAGCCAUUGCGCCACUCCCAGUGUUAUUAAGGCAAGCAGCUGUCCACUGCCAAUGUUAUUAAGACAAGCCACUGUCAAUAUUAUGAAAAUAAGUCUUUGUGUGGACGAUGGCUACAUUUAGGUAAGUCUUCUUUUUCUCUUUCCCCCUUUCCCUUCCCUUUGUUUAUGUGUUUAAUUGUGUGUGUUUUUCUUCUUUUUUAGAUAUCUCUAUACAUUAACAUGAUCACAUUAAUUAACGAUAACUUCAAUCAACAAAAGUACUCAAAAUAGAACAAUUUUGGUAUGUUGCUACGUUUUAUUACCAUCUAGUCAUGUCACGGAAAAAAAGCUCGAACUGUAUGGCUUUUGAAAUCCAUGUUACAUUAUACAUAAUUGCAUCCACUAAUACUGUUGCAUUAAUAUUUACAGAUAUCAGACGUAUACAAUAAUAUGCCUUCCAUUUGCUUGCGCCUCACAACAUUGGUGGAUAAAUUAUGUUGAAUAAUAUAUCUUAUGUCAAUGAAUAUUCGAAAAUGAAACAAUUCAAUUCAGCUACCAAUUGCUUGACCAUUAACUGACACGACCACUUCAACGAAAUCGCACGUACAAAGAAAAGUUAAUACGUCUACAGUUGUGUCAUCGUUAUGUAUUCUGAAAAUUCUACGUGGAAGACAUGAAAAGUGAGAAGUAAGAAAGAUGCACAGUACUUGAAGAUACGACUUGGAUAUUUGUUGUACGUUACAUUGCACCUGGCUCUGACACCAGAACAUUUUAAAGCGAAAAGCUACUCAACGAAGUCGCACGUACCAGUACGAAGAAAAGGUAACGCGGCAAGGAAGACUUGAUAGUUAAGAAAGAUGCACAGUACUUAAAGCAGUACUUUGCUGUACGGUACAUUGCACCUGUUCGAAUACUCAUAAUCAAGCCAACAACGUGCGUGAGUACAGUACCUGUUAUACGAACAAUGGACUUGAUAUGCAUCAUAAUCAACAUCUUCAAACUUACACUGGGUAGAACAUAUACUGUAAUACGCAAUAAGACGUGUUCUAUUGUCAUAGAAAAGUGACUGGUAUUUUAGUUUUCACUAGUUGAAUGUUCGUAAUUUAUAAUUCACGUUGUCAUUGACCAUUUUUGGCAAACUUUGGAAAUUGUGGAAUGGAUUGUAACUAAAUCACUGACUUGUGGACUUAUUUUAUAUAUUGAAAAAUUGACUGUAACCCAUACUCUAAUUUCAAUUUUGUAUACAUACAGUAGCCAUCGUCCA
This is a messenger RNA of Paramuricea clavata, 2869 nucleotides long. The record is from the annotation of a GenBank genome assembly. NCBI's taxonomy places the organism in Eukaryota, Metazoa, Cnidaria, Anthozoa, Malacalcyonacea, Plexauridae.